AUGAACGCGCUCGCACUCUGGAUGGACUCGCGCGCUCGUCUCGUUGUCCUUGGUCCUCGCACUCGCCGCGCGCAGAGCCAUGGCCGAGCAAGUCGAGAAGUCCUUCCAGAAGCAGCCGCUCUUCCACAACGCGAAGGUUGCCACGACCUCGCGCAAGGUUGCUGGAAAGGACCGCAGGUGGUACAAGGAGGUCGGUCUCGGCUUCAAGACCCCCCGCGAGGCCAUCGAGGGCACCUACAUCGACAAGAAGUGCCCCUUCACCGGCCUCGUCUCGAUUCGCGGCCGCAUCCUCACCGGCAAGGUCAUCUCGACCAAGAUGACCCGCACCAUCAUCAUCCGCCGCGAGUACCUCCACUUUGUCCCCAAGUACUCGAGGUACGAGAAGCGCCACAAGAACGUUGCCGUCCACUGCUCGCCCGCGUUCCGUGUCGAGGUCGGCGACAUCGUCACCGUCGGCCAGUGCCGCCCCUUGUCGAAGACCGUCCGCUUCAACGUUCUUCGCGUGGCCGCUCAGCGCCAGAAGGGCUUCUCCAAGUUCUAGGGCGCUCGCGCGGUUGCAUUGAAUAG
This is a messenger RNA of Rhodotorula toruloides NP11, 567 nucleotides long. RefSeq lists its product as uncharacterized. The record is from RefSeq and is a predicted model, not a curated record. Bases 1 to 567 code for a protein of 188 amino acids. NCBI's taxonomy places the organism in Eukaryota, Fungi, Basidiomycota, Microbotryomycetes, Sporidiobolales, Sporidiobolaceae. The transcript is spliced from 4 exons.